AUGUCCAUCAAUAUUUGCAGAGAUAAUCAUGAUCCUUUCUACCGUUAUAAAAUGCCUCCCAUCCAGGCCAAGGUUGAAGGUAGAGGUAACGGUAUCAAGACAGCCGUUUUGAACGUUGCUGAUAUAGCACACGCUCUUAACAGACCAGCCCCAUACAUUGUAAAAUAUUUUGGUUUUGAACUGGGUGCUCAGACUUCUAUCUCGGUCGAUAAGGACCGUUAUUUGGUAAACGGUGUGCACGAACCUGCCAAGUUGCAAGAUGUGCUGGACGGAUUCAUCAACAAGUUUGUUUUAUGUGGGAGCUGUAAGAACCCUGAGACUGAAAUUAUCAUCACAAAGGACAGCGACCUGGUUAGAGAUUGUAAAGCCUGCGGUAAGAGAACUCCAAUGGACCUAAGACACAAGCUAUCCUCAUUCAUACUGAAGAACCCACCAGACUCUGUGAACGGUUCAAAGAAGAAAAAGAAGGCCGCCACUGCCUCUGCCAACGUCCGUGGUGGUGGGUUGUCUAUCAGUGAUAUCGCUCAAGGUAAAUCACAAGCAUCGAAUAACAGUCCAAACGGUACCACCGAAGCUUUGGUAGAAGACGAAGAUGAUGAUGAAUUAGCUCGUCAAAUCAAUGCGGCAGCUUCGAGUUUGGAAAAGAUUGAAAUGAAGGAUGACGAGUGGGCUGUUGAUAUGUCAGAGGAAGCCAUCAGACAGCGUGCUAAGGAACUACAAGCCGCUGCAGAUAACGAGACUGGUGAAAUGGGGAAACUCGAGGAAUUUGGUGAGUGGAUAUUGAAGGAAGGUGGAGAAGACAAGGAAAACCUUCCUUCUGAUGUCGAAAUUUUCAAACAGGCCGCAGAUUUGGAUGUGCUGCAGGAUCCAAAGAUUGCUUGUGUGUUAGCUCAAUGUCUGUUCGAUGAAAACAUCGUCAGCCAAGUCACAGAACAUGCUGCUUUCUUCACUAAGGUCUUUGUAUCACCAGAAUAUGAGAGGGAUUUCCUUGGGGGUAUUGAAAGAUUCUUGGGUCUAGAGCGCAAAGAUUUGAUACCUUUGCUACCAAAGAUCCUGGUUCAAGUUUACAACAACGACAUCGUCUCUGAGGAAGAGAUCAUCAAAUUUGGUACUAAGUGCUCAAAGAAGUACGUGCCUAAGGAUGUAUCAAAGAAGGUUCGUAGAGCUGCCAAGCCUUUCAUCACUUGGUUACAAACUGCGGAAAGUGACGAUGAUGAGGAUGAUGAAUAA
Molecule: messenger RNA, 1230 nt
Organism: Torulaspora delbrueckii
Lineage: Eukaryota; Fungi; Ascomycota; Saccharomycetes; Saccharomycetales; Saccharomycetaceae
Gene: TIF5
Product: translation initiation factor eIF5
Exons: 1
Coding region: 1-1230 (409 amino acids)
Biological process (GO): formation of translation preinitiation complex; translational initiation; formation of cytoplasmic translation initiation complex
Cellular component (GO): cytosol
Molecular function (GO): translation initiation factor activity; eukaryotic initiation factor eIF2 binding; GDP-dissociation inhibitor activity
Source: RefSeq, a predicted model, not a curated record